Messenger RNA from Calidris pugnax (ruff), 2894 nucleotides. It is a transcript of the gene SLC45A3, whose product is annotated as solute carrier family 45 member 3. Bases 399 to 2105 code for a protein of 568 amino acids. Gene Ontology annotation, molecular function: sucrose:proton symporter activity. Gene Ontology annotation, cellular component: membrane. Lineage: Eukaryota; Metazoa; Chordata; Aves; Charadriiformes; Scolopacidae. The transcript has 6 exons. The record is from RefSeq and is a predicted model, not a curated record. Gene Ontology annotation, biological process: transmembrane transport.
CGGGCAGAGCCCCGGGCACCGCCACCACCGAGAGAUACCUGCUGUGCCCAAGAAGGCUGGCGAAUGGGAAAAGAGUUUGGGAAGAAGCAUGAGGUGACCGUGAACUUCCAGAAAUCCUGAAGACUUGCAGGGACAGACCACAGCAUGUGAGCAGAAGGGGAAGCCUGGAGAGGGAUCCCUGCCUCGACGUCGCCGGGGCUGCAUCUUGCAAGAAGAGGAAGAGGAAAAACCCCUUCACUCACCAUUCCUGAAAAUGGGAGGCAGCAGCUGCCCAGCAGAGCAGGAAGGGAAGCUCCAGACCGUGCCUGUGGGGCAUCCCUGGGAGCGUGGCAGCCGUGGUGCCGCAGCGGUGUGUCAGUGAGGGCUGCCGGGGCGGCGCGGGGAGCCGGGGGGGCAGCAUGCUCUUCCACAACCGCAAGACCCAGCUCCUGCUGGUCAACUCCCUGACGUUCGGCCUGGAGGUCUGCCUGGCCGCGGGGAUAACCUACGUCCCUCCGCUGCUGCUGGAAGUGGGUGUGGAGGAGAAGUUCAUGACCAUGGUUUUAGGGAUAGGACCUGUCCUUGGCUUGGUUUUUGUCCCGCUGAUUGGAUCCGCCAGCGACCACUGGCACAGCAGCUAUGGCCGAAGGAGACCUUUCAUCUGGAUGCUGUGCCUGGGCGUCCUGCUGAGCCUCUUCGUUAUCCCUCACGCCAGCAGCCUGGCCGGCCUCUUUGCCCUCAACACUCGCCCGCUGGAGAUCGCCUUCCUCAUCCUGGGCAUCGGGCUCCUGGAUUUCUGCGGCCAGGUCUGCUUCACACCGCUGGAAGCCCUGCUCUCAGACCUCUUCCAGGAGCCGGACAACUGCCGCCAGGCCUUCUCCAUGUAUGCCUUCAUGAUCAGCCUGGGGGGCUGCAUCGGCUACCUGCUUCCAGCCAUUGACUGGGGGGGCAGCUUUCUGGCCCUGUACCUGGGAGGGCAGGAGACCUGCCUCUUCAGCCUCCUCGCCGUCAUUUUCUUCGGCUGUGUGCUGGCCACGCUCUUCGUGACGGAGGAGGCAGCCACCCAGGCAGAUGUCCUGGAUGGCCCCCAGCUGAAGGAUGCUCCCCCGAAGCCCUCCCCUCCUGCCUGCUGCUCUUGCCAGCUCUCCCGGAGCUCCUGUCUCCUGCAGGCCAGGCGGGUGAUGCAGGCUCUGAGAAACCUCUGCACGCUGGUGCCGCGGCUUCACAGCCUCUACUGCCGCAUCCCCAAGGUCAUCCGGCGCCUGUUCGUGGCCGAGCUCUGCAGCUGGAUGGCACUUAUGACUUUCAUGCUGUUCUACACAGACUUUGUGGGAGAAGGACUGUACCACGGUGUCCCCAGAGCCAAGCCUGGCACGGAUGCCAGGCGCCACUACGAUGAAGGUGUCCGGAUGGGUAGUUUGGGCCUCUUCCUGCAAUGUGUCACAUCCAUCUUCUUUUCGACAAUCAUGGACCGGCUGGUGAAGCAGUUUGGGACGCGGACGGUCUACCUGGCCAGCGUGGUCUUCUUCCCUCUGGCUGCCUUCGUCAUGUGCCUUUCCCACAGCGUCAUCAUCGUUACCAUCUCAGCUGCUCUGACGGGCUUCACCUUCUCUGCACUCCAGAUCCUGCCCUACACACUGGCAUCGCUGUAUCAUCAUGAAAAACAGGUAUUUUUGCAUAAAUACAAGAGCAAAGAGGAGGAAGACGCAGCUCGACUGAACAAGAAACCAGCCUUCUCCAAAGGCCUCCUUUCCAGCCAGAAGCUGCCUUACCAGAACGGACAUGCUGGGAGCCUCUUCUCCUCCUCCUCCUCUUCCUCCUCCUCGCCCCCGGCCGCCGGCUCGGCUCUGUGUGUCACCUCCUCCUGCGAGGUCUCCCUCAUGAUGAUGGUGGGAGAACCGGACUCGGUGGCUCCGGGCCGAGGGAUCUGCCUGGACCUGGCUAUUUUGGACAGUGCUUUCCUCCUCUCUCAGGUUGUCCCCUCCCUCUUCAUGGGGUCUAUCGUCCAGUUUACGCAGUCGGUGACGGCCUACAUGGUGUCAGCCGCCGGCCUCGGCCUGGUAGCCAUUUACUUUGCAACCAAAGUUGUCUUUGAUAAGAGUGACAUGGCCAAGUACUCGGUGUGACGUGGAAGGCACAAGGGCAGGGUGCAGGUGCCUGCUUGUGACCAAACGAGACGUGUGUGUGUUCACAUGGCCGCUUAUGGGGUACCAUAUGGGGUACCUGCUCUCCCCACCCUGUUGCUCGUAGCCCUGGGGGGCUACUUGUGGGGCUGGGGGCAGGAGAGAUGCAGUGGGGCGAAUCUCAGGUGUAAAUACGAGGCAUCGGGGCAUUGUGCUUCGGGCCCUAAGUGCUUUCCAAAGGUGCCUUUAUCAAAAGAAAGCACUGCACAGCCAGCACCAAAGGGGGUUGUACAGGGGAGAGAAAGGAAAUGGGCUUUUCCUUUAAUAACGGGUCGUGUUUCUGUGUAAUUCUACCUAAACCAAGCUGGGGAGGGGAGGAAGGAAUCAUCGGCUCUCCUGUUUUCCAGUUAUAGCUGUGUCCUCUUCCCCGGCUUGUUGUCGUUUUACUCAACUUCUUGAGCAAUACUUCUGCAAAUAGGACACUGGGAGGAGAUUUCCUUGGAAAAAAAAAAAGACAGGUGGCUAAGGUUUGGCCACGGAGCAGAGGGGGUGCACGUGUGCGUACGCUUCCGUCCUUCCCCACUUCUUCUGACCGGGAGAAACCAUUCAGGAGAAAAGUUACUAUGUCUUGUUUUAGAAAAACAAGUAACAUUCCAUUAGGACCAAUUCCAAAAGGUGACUUAUCUUUUACCUAUGUACCAAGUUGCAUUAGGUGGAAAGGACUUCUUAACUAUUUUUUUUUAAAAAAAACAAUUCUUUUUAGCUUUUCUUACACAGUUCUCAGUAACUGUG